Molecule: messenger RNA, 444 nt
Organism: Lactuca virosa
Lineage: Eukaryota; Viridiplantae; Streptophyta; Magnoliopsida; Asterales; Asteraceae
Source: the annotation of a GenBank genome assembly
AUGAAGUCUCCUAAGAAGAAAGCUGGUGAUGCAGUUAAAGUUUCGAAAAUUGUGGAAAAGCCUAUUGAGGCUGUAAAAGAUAUACCUUCGAAGAAUUUGGUGCCGUCGAAAUCAGGCAUUUUGAAGCGACUUAAGAAGAAAUCAAACGGACCAAGGCACUCUCCUGAAAGAUCGUACAGUUUUUCUCCAACUAUGGUUAGAAAGCCUCAUGUUACUCACAGAGGUGUUAUAAUUCGUGACAUACCUACACCAGUUUCUCCUUCAUUGAAAAAGAGGAGGGUUGAAGAUGUUGCGAAACACAUCACCAAGAAGCAAAAGAAAAGGAGGCUAAUUAUUCGUCAAGAUUCAGUAUAUGAUGAAAUUGUACCAGAAACUCAGUUACCUUCCAUAUCAUCACAAAAGAAGUCUACACCGGAGGAAAUUGAAGUACCUCUCAGAUCAUAA